Messenger RNA from Lathyrus oleraceus (garden pea), 1233 nucleotides. RefSeq lists its product as uncharacterized. Bases 1 to 1233 code for a protein of 410 amino acids. Gene Ontology annotation, molecular function: nucleic acid binding; zinc ion binding. The transcript has 4 exons. NCBI's taxonomy places the organism in Eukaryota, Viridiplantae, Streptophyta, Magnoliopsida, Fabales, Fabaceae. The record is from RefSeq and is a predicted model, not a curated record.
AUGAAUAAGUGUAGGACAUAUGAUGAGGAUAGUAGGGCUCACUCUUCUAAAUAUAAGGGCAUUAGUGAGAAGAAAGGGAGGAAUCAGUAUUGCGAGAAACUGUAUAGUGCUCCAGCUGACAGAGGGAAGCAGAGGGCUUCAAAUAAGAUAAAGCCAAGUAGGGGAGGGAAUCCCAUUUAUAUAAAGUGUUUCAAGUGUGGCGAGCUUGGCCACUGCGCUAAUGAGUGCAUGAACAAUGUUCUGAGAUGGUUCAAAUGCGGAAAGAUAGGUCACCGUGUGGCAGAUUGCAAGAGUGUUAGGCAGACUUAUUAUAACUAUGGUGCAAUACAUUCAUUUGUUUCACUUAAUUGUGCCGAGAGAUUGGAUUUGAAAUUGUCUUCUAUGGUUGGGAGUAUGAUUGUUGAUACCCCAACUUUAGGUCCAAUAACCAUUUUGUGGGUUUCUUUGAAUUGUCCACUUAGUAUUUAUGGUAAGAGUUUUGGGAUGGAUUUAUUUGACGUAAGUGAUGAGUUGUUUGUGUCCGCUAAGUUAGUGGACGAGUUUGUGAAGGAUGAGGUGAAAGUAUUUAUGAUACUAGCUUUUACGAAUGCUAAAAGUAAAACUAUGAUUGAGUUGAUUGAGUUGAAGAAGCAGUUGGAAGAGUUGCUCGAGAAGAAGUUUGUUUGGCCGAGUGUUUCUCCGUGGGAUGCGCCGAUGUUGCUAGUCAAUAAGAAAUAUGGUUGCAUGAGGUUGUAUGUUGAUUAUCAACAACUGAAUAAAGUCACGAUCAAGAACAGGUAUCCACUUCCGAGGAUUAAUGAUUUGAUGGAUAAGUUGGUUGGUGCCUAUGUGUUUAGCAAGAUUGAUUUGCGUUCGGGUUAUCAUCCAAUUUGUGUGAAACCAGAGGAUAUUCCGAAGAUUGCAUUCACAACGAGGUAUGGUCACUAUGAGUAUUCAGUGAUGUUGUUUGGAGUGUCUAAUACGCCUGGAGUGUUCAUGGAAUACAUGGAUAUAGUAUUCCAUCCGUAUUUAGAUCAGUUUAUGGUUGUAUUUAUUGACGACAUCUUGAUAUAUUCAAAGUCUGAUGAAGAACGUGCAGAUCAUCUGAGGGUUGUGUUACAAACCUUGAAUGAGAAGAAGUUGUAUGUGAAAUUGCCCAAGUGUGAGUUCUGGUUACGAGAGGUGAGUUGCCUUGGUCACAUAACUUCUAGUGGUGGUAUUGUUGUUGAUCCGUCGAAGAUAGUGUUGGUGUAA